Molecule: messenger RNA, 918 nt
Organism: Gregarina niphandrodes
Lineage: Eukaryota; Apicomplexa; Conoidasida; Eugregarinorida; Gregarinidae
Exons: 3
Coding region: 1-918 (305 amino acids)
Source: RefSeq, a predicted model, not a curated record
AUGCCACCAAAAUCUUUAACUGAUCCCAAUUGGAAGCCUAAGGAGGGAGAAUUAACAUGGACUCGAUUCGAUAAGUCUACAGCACGAGCCCUUGGGAUUAUCAUAAGACAACCUACCAAAGCAUCUUCGGACGAAAAGGCGGCUUGCCAAAGAACCGACAGCGUCUACUGUGAACUGGACUUACCUGAUCGGUACGCCAUCGCUUGCUUGGAUGGAGAAGAUUCACAUGUUUAUGUACCCCGACAUUAUAUAAAGCCGUUUGAUAAACUUGCAGCACUCCAACUGAAAUGUAUGAAAGCUAAAGCUCGGGAGGUUAAAGACUUGACGCCCUGGGACAGAGACAAGAGGAAGUCUAUCAAGGCAGCCUUGAAGUGGCUGGAUAGCAAUGAGAGUUUGGAGGCAGUGCAUGAUUUUUUGGAGUGUCCAGAGUGUUGUGAUGAGGGAAGCGAUGGAUUUUGGAAAGCGGUGAAGUUGAAGCGAGGCAAUGCUAAUAUAUCUCGUAAGGAGUCUCUGGAGAAGCGGCGGGAGUUGAUUAAGCUCGAGGUCGCAGAACGGGAUCGGUUGGUCAAAGAGAGGGAAGAGGCGAAGACUUCUAAAAAGGCGAAGAAGGAACGCUCAGUCAGCGGGGACGACGACUCUUCCUCCUCCGAUUCCGAUGAAUCCGGCGAAACGAGUACACAGUACUCCGGCUCGUCCGACGACGCAUCUGAGGACGAAACGGACGAAGUGGUUUCCAGUGCAGCCGACGAGGAUGAUGAGGACGAAGACGUGUCCGAAGAAGAUGCGUCCGACGGCCCACCCGUCCGAAGGAGGAAGAAGAACCGCAAGCGCAAGCGACCCUACUUGGCAAGCACCAGUGGCACGGAAACCGAAGAGGAAGAAGAAGAAGAGAAACCCAAAAAAAAAAGGAAACGCUAG